Molecule: messenger RNA, 138 nt
Organism: Plenodomus lingam JN3
Lineage: Eukaryota; Fungi; Ascomycota; Dothideomycetes; Pleosporales; Leptosphaeriaceae
Source: RefSeq, a predicted model, not a curated record
AUGCGGGCGGGACAAGAGGGAAGGAGGGGGGAGGGGGAGGGGGGGAAGGACACCGCACAGGAUAAAGCCACAGCCACAGCCACAGCCACAAGCCACAGCCAUGAACAGCAACAGCAGCAGCAACAACAACAACAAUAA